GAUCAACUCACCGAUGAUCCAUUCAGUUCCCAGACUCCGUGGACCUCACCAUCGCCCGGCGACGUAGUCUGGCCUGCUACGGGCAACAUGCACCGGCUCAGCUUCCUCAUCCUCCUGCUAGGCGCCUUUGCCUCCCUGGCGGUGGCAGCGACGGCGCCGACAUUCUGCAAGUGCACCUGCUUCACAAACAGCACAAUCAUAGAGAUAAAACCAAAGUCCUCCUCCAAGCCCCCCGCAGCGCAGCCCCAACGGCUCGGCACAACACCACCCAGCCCAGAUGACCACCCAGACGCCCUGAGCCUCUCCUCCUCCUCCUCCUCCGACCUAGACGAGAUACUCGCCGCCCCAGCCGCCGACGAGGAGAGUCAAGACAGCACCGGCACCACCACCAGCAAGAACCAGCCGCACCCGCUCCAACGGCGCGCCCGCCGCGCGCAGGCGGGCUCCUCGUCCGGGUCCUGCAGCCAGUGCAACCGCAGCUUCUGCCUGUCGCAGUCGCUGCCGAUAUGCCGCGGCGCCGCCGACAAGGACGUCUCGACCAUGUGCUUCCAGCGCGACAGCCGCAAGGACCAGGUCAUCGUGUGGGGGUUCAUCCUCGGCACCGCGGGCCUGCUGGGCUGGGCCGCCGUGCACAAGGUGUUUGACAUGCGGUCUGGCGGUGGCAGCCUGCCUGGGGUCGGAGGGGGGGCUGGUGCUGGUGCUGGUCGUCGUGGUUCUGCUGCUGGUGGUUCUGGGGGUGGUGGUGCUGGUGGUAUCUUGCCUCUUGGCCGCGGCGGGCUGGGCUCGACUGGGACGGACGGCGGCCGUGGUGCCUAUGCCGCUGUUGCUGGGCAUAGCCGGGAGAGCAGUUUGCGGACAAAUUAACCAGUGGGAUGGGACUGACAUUUGGCGCGGGUUUGGGAUAGACUGUCAAUACUACAUCUUUUUCAUCUUUUUGCUCUCCGUUCAUUUCGAGGCCGAUCAUUCUUGAUCGGGCCUUUCGCCCUUAACGCACACAUGAGUGUGCCUGUCACUCACUUUACGUGCCCGUGGGUUGCUGUAGAAUGCCACGUAUAUACGCAUGAUUCAAUCAACAAGGCAUGGACGACAUUAUUCGUG
This is a messenger RNA of Diaporthe batatas, 1098 nucleotides long. RefSeq lists its product as uncharacterized. NCBI's taxonomy places the organism in Eukaryota, Fungi, Ascomycota, Sordariomycetes, Diaporthales, Diaporthaceae. The transcript is spliced from 2 exons. The record is from RefSeq and is a predicted model, not a curated record. Bases 88 to 864 code for a protein of 258 amino acids.